Messenger RNA from Sesamum indicum (sesame), 1785 nucleotides. Its product is annotated as eukaryotic translation initiation factor 3 subunit E. NCBI's taxonomy places the organism in Eukaryota, Viridiplantae, Streptophyta, Magnoliopsida, Lamiales, Pedaliaceae. The record is from RefSeq and is a predicted model, not a curated record. Gene Ontology annotation, cellular component: cytoplasm; eukaryotic translation initiation factor 3 complex. Gene Ontology annotation, molecular function: translation initiation factor activity.
ACCCAAACCCAAAGCAUUAAACUUCCCCAUCCAUAGCGGAUCCACUCCACCCACCCUCCGCCACGAGAACCGCCGCGGAAAUUAGUUCAUCCGGGAACAGAAGGAGAAGCAAUGGCGGCGAAAUACGACUUGACGCAGCGGAUAGCACCUCAGCUGGACCGGCAUCUAGUGUUCCCACUGCUUGAAUUCUUGCAGGAGAGAGGUCUGUACCCAGAGGAGGAUAUUCUGAAGGCGAAAAUCGAGCUUCUUAAUGACACUAACAUGGUCGAUUAUGCAAUGGACAUUCACAAAUCCCUGUACCGCUCCGACGACGUUCCACAGGAGAUGGUUGAGAGGAGAGCCGAGGUGGUAGGUAGGCUGAAGGCACUGGAAGAGGGAGCAGCUCCUUUGAUUGCCUUUCUGCACAAUCCUAAUGCAUUUCAGGAACUGAGGGCUGACAAACAGUACAAUCUUCAGAUGCUUAGUGAUCGCUAUCAGAUUGGUCCCCAGCAGAUAGAAGCACUAUAUCAGUAUGCCAAAUUCCAGUUUGAAUGUGGGAACUACUCCGGUGCUGCUGAUUAUUUGUACCAGUAUAGGGCCUUGUGCACCAACAGUGACAGGAGUUUGAGUGCAUUAUGGGGAAAACUGGCUGCAGAGAUAUUGAUGCAAAAUUGGGAGAUUGCAUUGGAGGAGCUUAACCGCUUGAAGGAAAUCAUUGACUCUAAGAGUUUCUCUUCUCCGUUGAACCAAGUCCAGAGUAGGAUAUGGCUAAUGCACUGGAGUCUAUUCAUCUUCUUUAACCAUGAAAAUGGAAGAACACAGAUCAUUGACUUGUUUAAUCAGGACAAGUAUCUGAAUGCAAUCCAAACAAAUGCUCCCCAUCUUUUGCGAUACCUGGCAACUGCAUUCAUUGUCAACAAAAGGAGGAGACCUCAGUUUAAGGAAUUUAUAAAGGUGAUUCAGCAAGAGCGGUACUCUAAUGAAGAUCCCAUUACAGAGUUUUUGGCAUGUAUAUAUGUCAACUAUGACUUUGAUAUGGCUCAGAAAAAGAUGAGAGAGUGUGAAGAAGUUAUACUGAAUGAUCCAUUUCUUGGCAAAAGGGUGGAGGAAGGAAACUUUUCAACUGUACCUUUAAGAGAUGAAUUCCUUGAAAAUGCUCGCCUUUUCAUCUUUGAGACCUACUGUCGCAUUCAUCAGCGCAUUGACAUGGGAGUGCUUGCUGAGAAACUGAAUUUGAAUUAUGAGGAGGCGGAAAGAUGGAUAGUGACUCUUAUAAGGACCUCAAAGCUUGAAGCUAAGAUCGACUCAAAGAUGGGAACCAUUGUUAUGGAACCCAAUCAAACUAAUGUGUACGAGCAGCUCAUUGACCAUACUAAAUCACUUUCUGGUCGCACUUAUAAAUUAGUGAACCAGCUUCUAGAACACGCCCAAGCGCAGGCUGCUCGAUAGGGAAUGUAGCUAUAUUGCUGCUUGUUUUUUGACACUGAUGAUGCAGUUUUAUUCUUGCAAAUUUUGGAUUAAAUUUCGAUAUGCAGUUGAGGUCUGAUAAUAUAUUGUUUUAUGCAAAGGGAACAGUCCUUAGAUUCUUUGAUGAUAAUUUGAUGAUAUGGUAUUAAGGAGGGACGUGAAUAUAGAGUAUUAGAUCAGUUGGUGGUCUCAAUAUGAGAACUAUGUGCAGAUUGUAAAAUACUAUGAUAAUACAUGUUUCCUGGGUAAUUGUCCGGAGGUCAUAGAAUUUCUAGUUCCGGACAAUCACAAUAAUUUAUGUAAAGUGGAAAUAGGGUAAAUUACAUUGUUGGUCCUAUA